AUGACAAUUUUCCUUCAAACAACUUUGUGUGAAGGAAUAUGGCAUCAUCACGGUUUAUGGCAAGAUUGCACUCGCCCGCGUCAUCAUUCACACCCAGUAAACAGUGAAGAGUACAAGGAAAUGCAGCAAACUACUUUAUUCUGCACAUAUAAGUUUGAUCAUAAUGCUCGAGAGAUUAUUGAUGAGAAUCUACUGGAUGUAAAUCAAAAUAGUGCUGCUGGUGAAGCUGAGUAUCAUCAGUUUUUUGGUUGGCAAAAGGCUGUGUUAAUAUGCUUCAUUGUGGUCUUUGCAUUUAAUGGACUGGCGCUGUUGUGUGGCAUUUGUGCUCCAUGUAGUAAUCCUGUUGCUGUUUUCUUUACUAUCCUCAUCUUCAUCUCACUAUUUUUUUCGACUGUUGCAAAUGCGAUAUUCUUCUUUGCUGCACAUCGAGUUGACAGUCGAUUUGUGCAUGGACUUGUUGGGACUUACGAGCAAGAAAUUGGUUCUGCUUUCUAUUUGUCGUUGGCGUCGACGUCUUUGCUAUUAUUUUCAUUCCUUCUGUCAUUGGUAUCAACAUACUAUUUAAUUCAAGAUGCAAACAAAUCGCAUGAUGGAUUAAUCUCACCAGUGAUGCGCGAAUUGGUACCAUUAUACAACUCUACCAGGCACACUGCUAUUUAA
This is a messenger RNA of Brugia malayi, 660 nucleotides long. RefSeq lists its product as uncharacterized. Lineage: Eukaryota; Metazoa; Nematoda; Chromadorea; Rhabditida; Onchocercidae. The record is from RefSeq and is a predicted model, not a curated record. The transcript has 8 exons. The coding region runs from base 1 to 660 and encodes 219 amino acids. Gene Ontology annotation, cellular component: membrane.